UCGCCAGCCCUAGAAAAGAAACUGAGGGACUAGAUAAACUUUAUAAUGCAUCGGAAGAAAGUGGUAGGAAUAAUAUUACUUUUGACAGGAAUCACUCUGAUAGUCCUCGGCCUUGUCAUUGGAUUUGUAGCACCAAAUAUGGUGCUGAAGAAAGUUCAGGAAUCGAUAUGUGUCAACAGCAAGGAUAGUCCGGGCUAUAAAAGAUUGGGGAAUCCGAGUCACUUUCUAACAAAAGUUUACUACUGGAAUAUCACAAACAAAAUGGGAUUUUUUUAUCGAGGAGAGAAACCGCAGCUCAGCGAAAAGGGUCCUUAUGUUUACAGUAUGACAUCGAAGGAAAUUGACGUGAAGUUUGGCAAAGGAACAAUUACAAGCAAGUCAUUUCAACGAGCCAAAUUUAAUAGAACACUUACAGAGAAAGAAUGUCCAACAUGCCGAGAAAGCGAUGAGCUAACGAUCUUGAAUGUAGGUUACCUUGGUAUAAUGCAAAGAGUUGGAUCUGCAUGGGAAUUCAGCUUCGCUUUCAUUCCGAUGAUAAUGAACAUCCUGUUCCUAAAACUCAGUGCAACGACAAAACUAAACAAGACCUCUAUUCUGCUUGAAAUGGGAAAAACACACAAUCAGCUGCCUCUGAACUCAUCAUGUUAUCCAGCGUUUGGUUCUUGGCUCAAUUCGGUUCCUAAAUUUUUCCCACUGCGGAAAAAUUACACGCUUAAGGAGAUGAACGGUUUAUACGGUGCAUUGAUGGAUCCUUCCAAAUUUGGACCAUUUGAUAAUCCAAAGCUUCUGAAAAGAUGCCGAAGUGGAAACAUAACUGAAGAUUGCGGUCUUGCAUUGAACUUACUAGCCUUACAGAAAGGUGAAGGGGAAAAACUUGCUGCGAUUAGGUCCGUAAGAAAAAUACUGUGCCCAAACAAGAUAACAUCUUGUUUUCCUGUUCCAUGUAUUUUUUGCCCAAGUUUCUUUAUUAUAUUAAGAGCUGUGGGCGAAUUCAUAAUAGAGUUGUCCAAGUAUGUGCUUUGGUAUCUCGAUGAUAAUAACUACGGGCUCACAACAACUCGAAGCCAGGAUGAAUUAUCUCAUGGUUACGUGAUAAAACUGCCGUUACCGGGUCAUCCAUUAGGGAUACAUGUACCAGGCCCAAUCAACUUGGAUACCAGCGAAAAAGAAGUGAUCAAAGCGGGAGGGAACUCGACCCUGUACACGUGUGAGUCAGACGAGCCAUUCAGUUAUGCAGCAAUUAAUGGUAAGAGUCGAGUCAACAAGGAUUUCUACCCAAAUGCAUCUUCCGAUCAGCUGAGGGUUCGAGGCUAUGGGUAUCAAUAUCCAGGUGUCAAACACUUGAAAGCUUGCUCCGCGAUAUACACUCCAGCGGCUAAGAAAUACGAGCUUUUCGUAUCAACAUUUCGCAUGGCUGUUCCCAUUACUUACAAAAGAGAUGUCAAAAUAGAUGACAUUCCGAUGCACAGAUAUGUGAUAAGUGAGUCUGCAGUUGAGGUAAAUAAUAUGACCGUGUUUACCAAAGGUGUUUUUGAUGUCAGCCGAGUAUUGAAAGCUCCCAUCUACACCAGCCUUCCAGGAUUCCUUUACGGCGAAGAUUCCUUGUAUGGGGACUUAGGUCUUCCCGUUCCCAACGAACAAAAAUAUGGAUCUUAUCUUAGUAUUGAACCAAUAUCCGGAACAGCAAUGCAGCUUAAGAUUCGCUACCAGCUGAACGGAAAAAUCAUCGCUAAUUCGUCACUGUCCCCAUAUUACCCAGAAACUAAAAAUGUGAGUUAUGAAGAUAAGAUGAUACCAAUCUUGUGGACGGAAAAAGAAGCAAGUAUUGAUGCAAUGACUUCGAAGGAGUUCCGUUCAAAGGUAUUGGGAAGCCUGCAACUCUUUUGUGGUUUUUUCGUGGCCUUGCCUGUGAUUGGCGGCAUCUUUGUCAUAAUAGGCGUAGUUUUCAUCGUUCUGGCUGUCAAGAAGACUAAGUAUGAAAGACUAGUCUGAGGGAUCGGUAAAGAUUAUAACUGAAGUUCGGGAAAUCAAUUAUUCACUAUUCACAUUUGCCUGUCCGAUCCAAAUGUAAGGUGAUCAAUUCUGUUUGUAAGUCUUCCGUUUGUUAUACACCUCCAUUGAUUUCAUGUCCCCGUCCUUCGAACUGUUGCUUUUACAAAAUUGAAAUUGCUCAACUGAAACAGAAACAUGUCAAAUAAAACAAAAAUUUCGUUUGAUUUUUUCAUCCAUCAUUCGCCAGACCCUACUCAGCAAGCCUUCAAUACGUCUCUUUGAUGAGAUUUUGCUGGUUCGUGCUGAAACAUGUUUAUCGUGAUAAUUGAGAGAUUAGAAAUUUUAUGUAAUUUAAUUUGUUAUUAAUGUUCAACUAGGAGUCAUGUAGCGUGAGAUCACUGAUGUAAUGUAAAAGUAUCUCUCGGCAAGUGCCUUGAUCCUGUGGGUGAAAAAAUCCCUUUUACUUACACUCAGGAUAAAAUAACAUAAAAUUUCGUGUCUUAAUAAUCUUAUAACAAUAAUACUGAUUUUCUUUUGUAAAUUUGUUGCUUGUCAUCGAGGACGAACCUUCAAUAAACUCGUCAAAGCUCAGAAUAUAAUGCAAAGUGUAUUAAAAACCACGGGAAAUUCUCUUGAACUGAUUACA
Molecule: messenger RNA, 2638 nt
Organism: Pocillopora damicornis (cauliflower coral)
Lineage: Eukaryota; Metazoa; Cnidaria; Anthozoa; Scleractinia; Pocilloporidae
Cellular component (GO): cytoplasm; membrane
Molecular function (GO): scavenger receptor activity
Source: RefSeq, a predicted model, not a curated record